GAAGCACUCUGAUCCUCUUGACUAGAUUCUAAAUUACGGUGCAAAUGCAUUAUUCUUUAAGUGACUUAGUGUUGAUAAAACAUUCUGUGGAUUAUACAUGAGCUUGUGGAAAUUAUUGCCUCAGCACAUGAACAUUUGAUUGAUGCCUUCCUCAGAUUUCUUACCUCACAUCUCAGUCCUUCCACCCUUGAGGGACAGACAGACAUGGGUCAGCCUCUGCAAGAGUAGGGAGGAAGAGUAAGGCAUUUCCGCAGAGCCACCAUAUUCUCAGUGAUGUGGAGAAGAAAAGGGUUUCCAUGUAUUUUUUUUAAGAUUUGUGAGUCUGUACACUUCUGUCAAGCGUGUAAUUUUGAAACCUAUUCAAAAGUGUCUCUCCUCUUCCUAAAAAUAUCUUGGGGGUUGGGUUAUACCGCCUCGUAAAGGCUCUUGGCUCACUAUGUUGUGCCGACCCUAUCACCUGAUCCAAGAUCAAUCUAAUCCUUCCCUCCCACAUAGUGCUCCAUCUCUUCUUUCAUUCCUGUGCCUAUCUAAGGGUCCCUAAUGUACCUGCCUCUGCCACUACUCCAGAUAGCAUGUUCCACGCAUCCACCAUUGUCUGUGUAAAAAAAACAACCCUGCCCCUGACAUCCCUCACUAUAUUUUCCUCCUGAUACCUUGAAGUUCUAGCCCACAUAUUAGCCAUUUCCAUCCCAGGGAACCUCUUUCGAAUCACCUCUCAUCAUUCCUACUUUCUGAAGUGAAAAGUCCUAACUUGCUCAGCCUAUCCUCGUAAGCCAUCCAGACAGCACCUAGGUAGGUAAAGCUUCUACAUCAAUCCUAUAAUGCCGAGGUACAAUUGGUCGCUAUCCAGUUGAAUGUAGGAAUAUAUUCACGAGGCUGAGUUACCCUCGUACAUCCAUGAUGCAAAUACACAGAGGCUGUCACGGAUGGGCAGACAUCUUAUCAUUUCCCCAGUUUUUCUUCAAACUAAUUUUUCAAUUUAGCUCAAUCCUUUGAUAUAUCAAAGCCCAAUAUGCUGUGGUUUAAAGUUAAGCAUUUUCAUCUACACUUGCCUACCUACUGUCUGUACAAGUAGUUGAACCAUAACAUGGACUAUACAGAUAGACACAAACACACUGUAAUCCUGGGUGACAAUGAUAUGCUGUCUGUCUAUUGUGUGUGUGUGUCUGUCUGUCUGUAGCUCUGCGUUUGUGUGGUGUUUGUGUCAGAGGUGUUUUGUUUUCCCCGUUUGUGAGGAGACUCUGUCUGUGUACUGUGUGGCAAAGUUGUUUUGCAAGAAUGUGGCCACAAUCUUGUUGCAUGAAGGAGAUCUGCAAAAUGGUCUCCUGAACUGUGGUGAAGAUGGAAUUGGUCACACAGGUGAGGUGAAGGGAUUCAAACCUAAAAUGUUAAAUGUGCAGGAUCUGCACAGUAGAAAUACAAACCCAUCCAUAUCCGGGAGAGGUCAAGGGUGAAGACCCUUCCUUUCAUAGGUCCAGACACUGAACUACCAUCUGAGCUCCUACUUGCGAAAGCUUACCAUCUCACUUCGUUUUUGAGAGGUAAAGCAUAAUCUUCAAUCAUGAAGAAAUUACUGUUUUGGGGGAACCUGAAUGAUAACCUGAAGAAUUCAAAUGAGUUGUGAUCUAACCCAAGGGUUAACCGUGAGCAAACAAAGAGUCACUGAAACAGUUCCUUUGGCCCAUCUAGUCCGUUCUGAACCAUUAUUCUGCCUAGUCCCAUUGACCUGCACCUAGAUGAUUAAGCUUCCAGACCCCUACUGUCCACGUAUAUCCAGAUUUCACGUAAGUGCCAACUUAGUCUCUCGAACAACAUGCUUAUUCUCCGUAGCCCCCUUAAAACCAGUGACUAGGUGGGCUCUCAGAGGUGAGAGAGGAUGAUAGGUGGGAAGUAGUGAUUCUCCUAAACUGAUAAUUCAUAGUUUUAUAUUUGAGUCAGACAGAAGUAGCAAGAUUGGAGCAAUUGGGUUCACAUCUGUGUGCUUUUGGCCAACUUAAGGCUCCUGGAUGCUUCUCUUGUGACACCUCAACAAUCAUUCAGGGAUUUGGUAUCUCCCAGUAGUUGGAAUAGAAUUAGUCCAAGCAUGGAUUUGACGUGAACCUAGUGCACUGUCUGCAAUUAAUCGACCCCCAGCCAUCUGUUUCUAAAGACAGCAUCAAAAGAUUUCUUAGCACCCAAAUGAACCAGGCCCCUGUCAUAGGUGUGACUGUAGAAAAGCUCUCCAGUGGCUGGAAACGCUGUUUGUGCUCUGGAAGGUGUGUCUGGUCUCUGAGUGAGAGAUGACUGUUUGCUUCAAAGGCUUAGCAAAGUUCGUGCCCAAUCUUCCUUCUCACCAGUUCCAUCUCUCCAGCCUCACCAGUUCCAUCCCCUCACCACCAGUGCCCCACCCUCCAUUUUUUAUUUGGACCUUCUCCAAGCCAUUGGUUAUGAGAGGAAGACACGUUUCUGGUACAGUGUGUUUGGUGUGUGACAUCAAGUGUUCAGAACCGUACAGAAGAAUUCACUUGGGCAGACGAUUGUUUCAUGGGAUUCAAGAGUGAAUGGGUAAUUCAUAACAGUGGCAUUGUAUUAUCAGUCCCCAAUAACUCACGGUACCAGCUGUGUGCCAAGUGCAUUUUACUUCUGAAAUAAAUACCCACAGACUUUGAACCAAUCACUCAUGCUUCUGGAUGUCCUUAGGAUAUUUUACAUGGUUUGCUUUCAUUUUAUUUAAAAUCACCUCUCCACCCCAGCAAACACUCACUCAUCUUGGCUUUACAUGAAUCACCUGUAAUGCAGAGUUCCAAACAAAAACUGACAGGCUUGUCAACACUCAAGGACUUUAAAAUUAAUCUGCAGCACAAUGCAGCAGGCCAUAGCCAAAUUCUAAUCCAUUAACCCAAAUCCUCAGUUUGGUCGUAGAAUGAAUGAGGAUAAAUCGCAGUUUGAAGUGGUUGGAGAUGAGAUGUCAUGUGAUGAAGCCUCCAGGAAAAUGCCCAAUCAGAGCCAAUAACCCUGGUUUCCUAGCAACCAGUCUUCAGAGAUGAAAGCUCUCAGCCUGGUAUCAGCUGGUGAUGGGGAAUGUGGUGGUAAAAGGGAGAAAAUAACCUUUAUAAUAAAAAUAGCUCGUCAUUUUUUCAAAACAUAUUAUCUAUUAACUAAAUUAUCCCCUGAGUACUAAAAAGCUUGGGGAUAACAAUGAAACAUUGCUCCAGUCUUGUCUAGCCUGUCACUGUGGUAAUUCUUGACGCUAAGCUCUGGUGGUUGACCUAAUGUUUUAUCUUUUCCCGUUCCGGAUGAGGACCCCCUGCACCAGAAGUGUCUGCAUUGAUGCUGUCUUGAAUUUCUACAAGAGUUCAGCUAGGAGCCGGCUGAUCUGAAGGAGGAAGCCAAAGGUGACACCUCCUUGAGAGGUACUGAAACAAGAUGUUGCCCAAAGCCGGCAGAGGUUGGGUCCGUGACUACAAGUGUAAGGUCACCAUCGUGAGUCACAGUUAGGCCACAUGGUUGUUUGGCUAUUGGAAAUGGGCCCCAAGUUUGCCAACCUCCUCCCUUUUGCCAGAUCUAAGGCGGCAGUGCCCAGUAAGGAUGCCAAUGUGUGAACCACACGAUUUUGGAGUUGAUGCCAUUAUCCAUCUGAAGGAAGAACAGCCCAAGAGUGCAUAUGGAAAUGCUGACUAUAAACAGGCAGGUGAAAAAUAUUCACAGUAAUGACCAUUGCAUUAAUUAUCAGGCUGAGCACACAGGUAUUCGGACCUACUACUUGAGUGCGGAGAAUAAGGCAGAGAUGGAAGACUGGAUCAACGCAAUGAAUGAAGCAGCAAGCAUACAGACUGUGUCCUUGACCAGCAGGACUGGGUUGAAUUUUGAGACACAGCCUUCCUCAGAAUCGAACCACACAAGUAAUCAUAAGCGAUUAAUCAAACCUGACCAGGAAAAGUUUAGCAGUGAAGCAGAUGGGUUUGACAGAACAAACAACAGGAAGAGCGACAGGAACGAUUCCAGCAAGGAGCUGGUGGCCAAGGUUAACGGCCUGUCAGGACAGGACGCUCCUUCCGACCCCAACAGCCCUGCUCCGGAGCUGAGAACUCACCCAGGCUUCGAGAGGCCCAUUCAGGUCAAUGGGCACCACUGGCAGCAGGGCUCCCCUGGGGAGAGCUACCCGCCACAGGAGGGGGGAAAUGUCGUGCACAGACGGGGCUUCGUUCCCCGUACCAACACUGAGAAAAUGGCACAGCGCCAGUCCUCACUAUCUCAGCUGCAGCAGUGGGUUAACAUGCGCAGGUCUGCGUUAACGACGGAUGAACUGAGGAGCUCGCAGGUGUACCAGACUCCAACAAGAGAAGUGCCAGAGUACUACAAUCUACUCUCGCCCUAUUACCAGGAAGAGUACCCCCAGUUCAUAGCUCCUGGUGGGCGUCCGGACAGCAUUUGCUCUGUAUCCUCAUACAACAGGAUGACAGCCCGAUGGUCCAUCAACGAGCAGCAGCCCUCGUAUCCGAUGAGGGACUGGCAGGGGCGCCAGGCAUACAGUGGGCAGGGCUCGCCUGUCUGGCACGGGGUGCAGCAACCUUACUCUCCUGAGGUCGACGGCGUUGCUGGCACCCUGCGGAGGCUGUCCUUCCAGCCCCGCUCACGUUCCGUGCCACGCUCGCCGUCCCAGGGGCCUCUGGUCGUCAACCAUAUCUACUCUCCGGUGAGGUCUCCCAGCAGCAGGUUCGAGAGAGUGCCGCCACAAAGGGACGAAGGUCUCGGAGACCCCGGUUACACGCUGCGCCGUUCCCGCAGUGCCAAGUAUGAAUACUCAGGAGAGAGAAGACCAACUGGAGUACAACCAUAUCACUUCACCGCCUCGCAUUCCAUGCAAGACCGACUGGUUCCAUAUCAGGAUAGAUAUCAGGACGCUCUGCACCAUUACAAGGUCGACGAGGCGGAGAUAGAUAAAUUGCUGGGCCGACUUUGCGAGCAGACCAAGAACCAGCGGGAACAGGAAAAGUGGGUCCUCCAGCUGCGGAAGGAGAAGGAAUCUCUGGAAAACGCGUUGGAAGCAACCCAUCGGGAGAUAGCAAUGUACCGUAAUCAACCGAGUUACACCGAGCAACUGGUGCAGAAAAAGGAGUCUUUGCAGAACCAACUGGUCAAUAUUCGUGGGGAACUCUCACAAGCAACUACGACCUUUGCAAACACAAAAAUGGAGUGCGAUGCCCUCAGAAUGGAGUUGUCCAUCAUUCACAAUGACUUGUGGGAGCAGCUGAACAGGCCAAUGGGAACGCAGGCUGAAAUGGGAUAUAAGCACAUUCAGAAGGAACUCUGGAAAAUCCAGGAUGUCAUGGAGGGCCUGAGGAAGACCUAUCCUGAGAGAGUUACAGCAGAGCCUGUCAAACAGAAUGUGCCUGGCACCCAGAUGGGGACCUUUGGCUCCAACAACCCUGCCAGUCCGCUGAGUUCUAACAGCCCCGCCAGUCCCAUGAGCCCCUUCUCUCCCAUCUCUGAUUCUCAUCUGUCAGCUCAGCAAGCAGCUAGUGAGGAGACCCGGCCGCCUCGACCGCCCCUUCCGCAGUCCUACCUGCAGCAAGGGCCGCUGCCUGUAGUCCCUCCUCUUCCCACUGAGAGCAGCCUCUGGGCCUAUUCUAUCGAGGACAUCUGGGAGCAGGCGGAGAAAGGGAAGAGCACCUUGGACACGAGGAGAAUUGAAGGAGCCACGGCACAGAAGUCGGGUUUUGAUGGUUCCCGGAAGGAGGACCUCCCAGUGUUGCAGCAGAGCUCCGAAGGCACCAUGGGACAAAGUAAGCAGGAGACAGAAAUGGAAAAGCAGAACAAAGUAGGUGUUGUCCCUCCAAGGACCAAGUCGCCUCCAGAAGAUGUGUCUCCGACUCCAUCCAGUCUUACAGUCCGGAGCAGCGAUAAAAAUAACUCUGAAUUUCUGACAAGAGAAAAGGCAAGGAACAGCACUCACUCAAAUGAUACCAAAUCCAAGAUGAGUGUGGAGGAGCAGGCUGAGCGCAUGAAGAGGCAUCAGAAUGGAUCGCUACGAGGUCAAAACAAGAGGCGCAGCCUGACCUUGACAUCUGGACUGCUGGCAACGAUGGAUAGCAGCAGCCCAAAACCCAAUGUUCGGAGAGUCACGGUUCCCCGCCGUAAGACCACGGAGAUUGAUAUCUCUCAGCUGGAGGCAGCUGUCCGGGAGGACUUUACGGGCAAAUACCACGAGACUCCAAGGGAGGAGAUCGCACGACUGAGAAGAAUGGACCUGGAGCCAGAGCACUACUCUUUGGACAUUAACAAGGAGUUGUCCACGCCAGAUAAAGUCUUAAUCCCAGAGCGUUACAUUGAGUUUGAACCGGAGCUCCCUCUUAGUCCAGAGGAGAUCAAAGAGAAGCAGAAGAAAGUGGAACGAAUCAAGACCCUCAUCGCAAAGUCCAGUUUGCAGAACAUCGUCCCACUAACGGAGGGGCUCAGUGACAGUAACAUGGAUCCCGAACUUCAGCUGCAGGAACAGGAGAAGAGGAUUGAGAUCUCAUGUGCUCUCGCUACAGAGGCAUCCAGACGAAGCCGGCUCAUAUCAGGUAAAGUUCCAGCGUCGGACGCAUCAAGUCCAUCAACCCCACCAUCAUCACCCCUCUCAUCACUGCCACCACAGGUCACUGAUGGAAGCCAUUUAAUGUGUGUCUGAAGAACCCACAGCAAGUUCCUAACACAUGGAAAUGUAUAUAGUGAAUAAAGCUGAUCCUGAUCCUUUGCAGCUCAGGCUAUCGCUGCCAUCAAGUGUCACAGGUCAACGUACUGAAGGCUGGCUGAGCUCUAACAGCACUACCUGCUGGCACGAAUGGAGGGAUAAUACGUCUUAUCGAGGACCAGCUGAGACUCAGACACAAGGACUGAGUGGGCAACUUGACAUUCAGUGAAGGCUGUCCCUCCAGAGAAUGCAGUAUUUACCGAAGAGUUUCUUGUCGUACUUCACGCAAUAAGUUUUUUUUUAAAUUUGACCAACUUGAGUCCUCAAGAAAAGGAAAGUCUGGAAAGGAGUAUUUUAUUUUUAAACGUGUGCAGUGUGAAAUUCUAAUAAUGUGGAGUGACUUUUUAGAAGGAACUGUUGUGGGAUCCAAGUUUCCCCUGAACUUGACAGGAAGAGAGAAUGGAAUAUUAUGGGGUGCAUUGUACUGAAGGGUGAAUAUGUCUACUAAAAAGAGGUGUAUUGGCCUUUAAGUCCACAGGGAGCAUCCGUACUCAAAGGCUGUAUGUUAGAGUUCCGAGCCCUGAGCAGAGGAUUUUUACAUAAUGCUCCCUGAGUGAUGAACUCUUGGAAGUGACACUUUUCAAACAAGGUGUUAAACCCCAACUGAUCUCUCAGGCUGAGACAUCUUGAAGAGCAGGACUGCUCUCCCCUAUACCCAUCUGCUACUUAUCCCACAACUAAGACUGAAGUGUGACAUUGCUGUCUGCAAAAAUGGACUUUCUACUUUGGAUGACCUGCAAUCCGGAAAGGCGCUUUAGCAAUUCCAUUCUCCUUUCAGGAAGGGGCAGUUGAAAUUGACAGGGGUAGCGGUUGUCCAGUGGUGGCCCUUAAAGAUAAUAAGCCAAUUCUGGGAUCACUUGAGCACAGCUCUAACGCCAAAGAAGUCCAUAUAAGAGAGGCUAGGGCUAGGCACCCAACAUCACUCACUGAGGGGUGGUUAUUGUUCCCUGUGGACCCUGCCGUUUGGUGGCAAUGAGGAUUAGGAGCUAGGGGUUAUGGGGAGACAUGGCUAAACACAUUUAGAGUCAUAGAACCUUAAUGGUAUCAUUAAGGUUGCAGGAGAUUGGAACAGAGACCACCUUCCAAAUGGUCUUCUGGUGGUCCAUCUCCGACCAGGAUCCAUGUGAUACCAGCAGUGUACUUCACUUGCUUGUCUGAUGUCAUUCUCACCAAAGUUGGGCAGCUCCAAGUUAGCUCAUCGAUUGCUCCAAAAUGGUAAUUAUCUGGAACCUCUCAAAGGCAUCUCCAUCGUGGAUCACAAGGAAGAGUCACAAAGAACGAGUACUCCAAUUUAAAUUGAACUUCCUUCUCAGACUUUUCUUCUCUCCCAGACCAGUUGGUAUCACUGCUGUAACUUAGUAGAAAACCUGAGCAAAAAUCUUUGUCAAAAAUUUUGGAGAUAGACAAAAAAAAAAUCUCCUUCAGCUCUGCUUUUAUGUCUAAUAUUUUUUGGCAGCUAAUCUGGAGCAGCCUGAAUGUGGACCUGUUAAUAUGUAACCAGCUCUAAUCCACCUAGCCACAUGGCCAAGUCCAUUCUUUUUGAACAGCUGCUGCUCGUCUGUGCAAUGUGACGUAUUCUUCUUGGCAAUGGCCCGGCAGCUUGCAUUGCAACUUAGGACAAUAGUUCCAUUCUUCAGAACUUGCACCAAGUGCAGUGCCCUGGCUACUGAUGAGCUCCUUGAGUGGUUCAUCGAAUAUGGCAUUGGAUAUUUGAAGUAAUUGUUACAUCGAGGCUCAUUGCAGGAUACCACUGAACUUUUACCCUGUAUUUAUGUGUUUUAUUUUGUUAUAUCUCUGUAUAAAGAUGAAAAGUUUAUGGUGGAACCUAAAGGGGCUGAGCUCCUGCCACUGGUCCUGAUGUGCACUUGCAGUCCUGUCAGUUGGAAGUUCCAGUGUGUGUAGAUAUGAGAUACAUUGUGAGACAGUAUACGCAGUUGAAUUAGCUAGUCUCACUGACCAUCAAUCAGUAAUGUGGCUUCAACCAGGAUUUAUUUCUAGAAUUCUUAAGGCACUUACCUAUUUAACUGCAAUCCGCAAUCAGCAGACCACCCUUCUGGGUGGUGAGAAGGUCCAAAUUCUCAAACGUUAGUCUCCUCUUCAAUGGAACAGUCAGCUCAAGACUUGCUUAACACUUUGUCCAAGGUUACAGCGAGGCUCCAGAAAGGACAGCCAGCCAAGGUGGUUGCUCAGAAGAGGGCAAAGAUUGCACUGGAAUACUACCUUCUGUCCAUUGUAACUGAGUCAAAGCCAAGUUUAUUAUCACUGACAUUUGUCGUGAAACUUGUUUUUUUGCGGCAGCAGUGCAAUGAAAUAUAUAAAAUAUACUAUAAAUUGCAAUAAGAAAUAUAUAUAAAAUACUGAAUAGGUAAUGCAAAAAGAAAGCAAAAAUAAUGAGGUAGCGUUCAUGGGUUCAUUGUCCAUUCAGAAAUCUGACAGCAGAGGCUAAAAUCCUAAAUUCCUAAAAUCUCCUGUACCUCCUUCCUGAUGGAUGCAAUGAGAAGAGGGCAUGCCCUGGGUGCUGGGGUCCUUAAUGACGGAUGCUGCCUAGUGGAGGCUUCACCUACUGAAGAUAUCCUUGAUAUUGGGGUAUGGUUGAGGGUGUUGACUAGGUUGCAGUUCUCUAAAUGGAUUAAAGUCGCAUACCUGUAAAGCAAAACAGACCUUCACACCAAUUCCGUUUUGCUGGCGUAAUAGAAAGGUUGCAGUUCAGAGCUUUACUUUGCCUCAGUCUUCCUAGUAAUGUAUGACGUGGGAUAAUAGGGCAACCAGUGUUACUGAUUCAGAUGAUAAGUGUGGGUCCCUAGAACCAAAGUUAGGUCCUGUAAGGAGUUUGUACGUUCUCCCCAUGACUGUGUGAGUUUCCUCUGGCUGCUCCGGUUUCCUCCCACAGUCCAAAGAAGUACCAGUUGGUAGGCUAAUUGGUCAUUGUAACUUGUCCCGUGAUUAGGCUAGGAUUAAAUUAGGGGUUGCAUGGUGGCACGGUUUGAAGGCCGGAAGGGCCUAUUCCGUGCUCUAUCUCAAUAAAGUAAAACAAAAUAAUUGCAGAAUCUUUUCACUAACGAUCUGAGUGGGAUUAAAUGUACCAUUGUAUUUGAGCAUCACUGCUAAAUGAGUUUGAAUACAGAGCAAUGUGGAAAAGCAAUGGGAAUCAGCUCAUCAGUCUGAGCUUGCUGCAGCUGCAAUAUUGUUCCAGUCUAGGUCCAGAGGGAUGACGAGCGUUGGGGGAAUUGCACAUGUAAUGGGCAUGUUGACAAGUGAGUUUAUUGUUUCCCGGGAGAAGGGACUAAGUAGCAUUGUCAAUACUCACUGGAGUUCAGAAGAAUGAGAGGACCUAAAUGAGAUACUAGUCUGGGGGAGAGAUUGACGAGAUGGAUACCAGCUGAGGAGAUGAGAGCCUGGGUAUAAGGACUUGUCCCACUUAGAGAUAAAGAGAAACCCUUACAUGUUGAAUAUACAUAAGAUAAAAUGGAUCAAGUUUGAGGACAGAGGGAAUCAAAGGGUAGGAUAGGAAAGUGGGCAAAGAUCAGGAUUACACAAUGGGAAGCAAGACCUAUCCCAACUUCUCUUUCUGAUCCACUUAUGCUUUGAAGCAUCAGACAUUGUACAAAUGCCUCCUUUCUCGGUGUGGAUUUCACAUUGGUUUGGUGCUUACUGGCUCUUGAAACUAACUUGAUUAUUCCCGUACUGGUUCUUGUAACAUCUCGAAUGUAAAAAAUAUUCAUGACAAGGUGAUUCUUCACAUUGAUCCAUCUCCAGCGUGAAGGACUCCUCUGCUUGAAUGAUUGCAGUAUCACUGAUUGGAGAGUUAACCUUUCACCAUUCCUUGCAUUAUCAGUGAAGUUCACCUUCCAUCGCACUUUCAUUCAUUCAUUCAUUGCAUUAGACUGUUAGCUGGAUCGAAAGAAAAGUUUGCAAAGCAAAAAAUGUGCAGAUGCUGGGAAUCUGAAGAGAGAACAGAAAAUGCAGGAGUAGCUCAGAGGAUCAGGUGGCAUCUAUGGAGAGAGAAACAGAUUGAACAGUUCAGGUGAAUGACUUUUCAACAGGACAGACAAAGGAACACUAAAAGGUUAACUUACUUUCUCGCUCUCUACAGAUGCAGCCUGGCCAGCUGAGUAUAUAUCCAGCAUUUUAUGUUUUUAUUUAUGAGAGAAAAGUUUUAUUUUUUAAUAAAAGGAACAGGAAGUUUAUGUAUAAUGGCUCUGACACUAAGAAUAGAUCUGUUUUCAGAAGUCAGAGCUAAUGGUUAAAGAGGGCUUUUCAGUAGUCACUGUAAUAUACUUGGUGUACUUUGGUGUCUUGCGAGAAUGUUAUUCCAUAUGGUUGUUGGGGAUGUUAGUUUUUAUGCAGUGAAAUUCAAGGUCAUGCUCAUUAAUGCAGAUUUAUUCCACAUUCCAAAUUUGACAGGGUGGCUAAAGGGUGGAAUCAGGGAGAGUGGUAUUGAAGACACCAUUACCAAUCCUAAGGGUGCAGUACAGGCGGGGGAAUGUAAACUGAGGCACAGAAUGUGUAAGACAGACAGAAGUGGCAGGAAACAUGAGGUAUGGAAAUGUGGGAACUUGCGUAGGAAUGAGUUUAAUGGUUGAGAAAGUGAGGAUGGAAGUGUUGGGGUAUACAUCAGGUUGAAAGGAAGUGAAGUGGGAGGAGGAUUAGGUGAGAAGCUGUAACACAAGAAUUAAAUUAACAAAAGUCGUUCUGCUACCAUAAGACAGAGGAGCAGAAUUGGACCAUUUGACCCAACUCUACAUUUCAUUCAUGGCUGAUUUAUUUUCUCUCUCAACCCUAUUUUCCUGCCUCUUCCAGUAAAGUCAAGCCAAGUGUUGAUGAUGUAUUCUGAGCUAUACAAUGAGUUCAUUGAGAGCUCAGAUGCAAAACUUGACCUUGUGUAAUGACCAAAGCCAGCAUGUCCAGACCUCAUGUUGUUUGCCUACUAACUCUGAUAUCACAAUUUAACGUCCCAGUAAUAGCCGAGGUAGGCCACUGUCUGGUAGUUGGUAUACACUGGCCAUCUUCACAAAGCACUGCAACACAAGGACAGAAUGUGUUGAAGGUGCAAAAGCAAUUCCAAAUUGAUUUUAUCAAAAAAAAAGCACAAGUUGCAGUAGAUUAAUGUAAAGAAUUUUUUAUUCUACUUUAGUGCAAACAAGAAUAUAAUAUUUAUGAAACAAUUAUUACCUGAGCACCAGUUUUUGGGAAUAGGGGAGCAUUGUACUCUACCCUUGGUGAUCACAUUGGUGGAGUUAUCUUCUCAUAGGACAGCACUUCCAAGCACAACAUAUUCCCAAGAAGUCUCAGAACUUCCUUUGCUGCUUUCCUCCAAUCAUAACCUAAGCGAUGACAGGCAACUGGCGCUUGAGGGUCACUUGCAAAAGGGUACACUUUGUACCUAUCAGUGAACUGGUUUCACUAUUUGUUUGUCUCAGGAUGUAUGGAGUGUAAGAUGGAAUAGUAGCCAACCAUUGAUUUAAACCAACUAGCCUCUGUGUUCCCCCCCCCCCCCCUCCACCGCCCUGUUAUCUGCCUGUGGCUGACAACAACCCAGCUUUCAUGUCUUCCUUUGACCUCCAAGUUGGAUGGUAGACUGGUCUUUAGUCUUUCCUGGUAGAGAUUUAUCUUUCUAUCACCCUCAGCUCAGUGCAGUUACAUUUCAUUGGGGGAGAACCACUCUCCAGAACUUCAUGGCCAAUGUGCAGCCUGAGGCAAUUCGAGUUAAUCAGAGAAAGGUACAGUUCUAUCCUUGCUUAACAUUGACCUUCAGUGACCACCCCUUUUUGUCUGAACCCCUUUUCAGCCCAAGUAGUAUGAGAAUGCUACUAAUUUUUUGCACAGAUCAUGACCCUGCAGGGUUAAGGCUUCAACGCAAACACUCCUGUAUCUUACCCACACUUUCACAUAUCUUAAACACAAGAGAUUCUGCAGGUGCUGCAAAUCCAGAGCAAGACAGACAAAAUGCUGAAGGAACUCAGCUAGUCAGGCAGCAUCUACGGAAAGGAAUAAACAUCACGUUCACAUAAAUUUUCUGUCUCCUUCAGAGGAAGAUUAGAAGUUUCAAAAUAGUCAGGCCUUAAAUGCUUCCACUGGCUUCAACCUUCUUCCCUACAUUCCUAACUGCA
Messenger RNA from Hypanus sabinus (Atlantic stingray), 12825 nucleotides. It is a transcript of the gene plekha6, whose product is annotated as pleckstrin homology domain containing, family A member 6. The record is from RefSeq and is a predicted model, not a curated record. Gene Ontology annotation, molecular function: protein binding. The coding region runs from base 3644 to 6652 and encodes 1002 amino acids. The transcript is spliced from 21 exons. NCBI's taxonomy places the organism in Eukaryota, Metazoa, Chordata, Chondrichthyes, Myliobatiformes, Dasyatidae.